This is a messenger RNA of Dreissena polymorpha, 1654 nucleotides long. RefSeq lists its product as uncharacterized. The transcript has 3 exons. NCBI's taxonomy places the organism in Eukaryota, Metazoa, Mollusca, Bivalvia, Myida, Dreissenidae. The record is from RefSeq and is a predicted model, not a curated record. Bases 84 to 953 code for a protein of 289 amino acids.
ACUUAAGCGUUGAGCAAAGAGAAAGCCAGGUUCAUUUUAAAAGUAUUCUUGUAUUGGUGUGUGUAUGAUCAUUAAUACUCGUCAUGAACUUUCUGUGUGUUAUCAUCAUCGUUUUACUGGUGAUUUUGAACUAUUCAUGUGCAGUCGUGUAUAGCGACGCGCAAGAAGCAAAAUCGAUACUGCUGUCAGUGCUAGGAUCACUUAAAGACACCCGAAAUAAUGACGGUCGCUAUGGCAGUAAAACAGGGUGGGACAAGUAUCGCGUGGAUCAAACCGGACGUAGAGGCGUGGGAGGCGGUGUCGACGAUGAUGGCGAUGACGCGGAUCUCGACAAUGCGAUAAGCGUCCUUACAAAGGCUGUCGGUGACACUGACCGUGGGAAGGCGUCAGUGCGUCUGAAUAACAAACCGGAAGUCACAAGCAGCUUGACGCAAUUCACGAACAACCAAGAGAUACCCGCGAACGUUGCUGCUAUCAUAGACUCGGCUUUGAGCAACUCGAAGGUUAAAUUUUCCGACAGCGUUGCAGACCGUAUCAAGUCGGCAUCCAGUACGACUGCUUCGUACACCAACCAAGACGACCGGAGCAAUGUUGCGCGCGCCUACAAUUCAGCGACCGGCAAAACGAGCCAAGAGUUUCCGGCAAAUUUCGCAGACUUCUUUCAGUCUUUCCCGAGCACUAACGUCAAGUCCUACAAUGACGUCAACUCAUACACAGACGUCAAAGCCACGUUCAAUACUGACGACGGGUCGAACGUUGACGUCGCAAAAAUAAUGCAAGACGAAUUCGCUGUAAAUAACAAACAGGGUGAAUGGCAACAGUUGUCGAACGGAAACUACUUCAAAGCAGAUACUCCGACGGUUCAAAACUAUCAUGCUGUUAAAGUUUUUUCCAGCAGUUCAAGCCCCGACGGAUCCAAUAUUGACGUCAAUAACAUCCUUAAAAACGCGUAAGGAAACACCGGAAACACAGUAAAUGCACACAACUGGCAAAUGUCGUUCAAGGCAGAUACGUCAUCGGUUAAAAAUUAUCACGACGUCAUAGUUUCCAACAGCAAUGUAAACUUUGGCUCUGGCGGAUCUUCCUAUUAUAUUUAAAUUGUUUUGUAUUUUAUUUGGAUCCCAUUGAUUAUUUAUUGCUAAUAAAGGUCAACUAAACUUGAGCAUUACAUAUAACAUUUCGAAUUGCCAAUAACUCCUAUUUACAGACGAAAACAAACACAAAUUACAUCCGGUCGUCAAAAAAAAUCGUUAUUAUAACAUGACGCAAUAUUUGAUAUUGUAUAUUUUAUUGAAAAUAUAACACUCGAAGACAACUACGCGAUAACAAAGAUGUAAACCAAAUGAGUAGCAACCUAUUAACGUGAUACAUUAUAUACGAAAACCAAGUAAUAUCAGUAUGCAUUAUAGAUUUCGGUAUAAAUAUUGGUUCACUUUCACGUAAAGAUUUCAGGAAUCUGGUAACUAAAGGUUCAAUAGAAAGGUAAAUAACCGGUCCAAUAUUGAGGUAAAUAUUAGGGAAACUGGAAAUAACCGGUCCAAUAGUAAGGAAAAUAUUUCGGAAACUGGGAAUAACCGGUCCAAUAUGAAGGCUAAAAGGUUAACCGGUUAAAGACGCUCUUGCAAGCACAGGCGGCCUGCAAAAGAACACGUUG